AUGUUGACGACAUCUGAAUCGGUUAACUCGGGAGCCAGGUUUGAUAUCCUGGUGGUUAUCAUUAUCUUGCUUCCGUUGUUAUUGUCUGGAAAGAAGAACUUCGCCUUAUUCCACACCUUGGCACUCCACAUAUGGGAGGAGGCCCGCAUGUUAAUGCCAAUGAUUCUGAAUAUGAAGAAAAAAUUAGCUUGCCCGAUAGUAAGCUUCAAGAGAGAGACCAUCUCUGCCGUGCACUUUCUGAAGGAGCAUGCUAAGGUGCACGAGCAACGGAAAGUGUUGGAUGAUAAGAAACGAAGGCUUCAUUCAUGGAGCGAAGAACUGGCGGAGCGUGAAGCAUUAAUCGAAAGUCAGAGACGAAAACUUCAUUUCAAGAAUAGAAUGGCUAAAGUCAAGAUGGGUAUGAAAUAUCGUUCUAUGAUUGCUCGGGAUUUGUUCAAGCCUGAAUAUAGAGAAAAGGAGGCAGCCCUCCGGAAGGUUGUCGAACUUGAGAAGCGUUUUGAACAUGAGAAGCAAAGACUGGAACUGGAAAUUGAAUUACUUGAAGCAAAGAUAGAGAUGAUGAAAAAAGUAGGAGAUGCUGAUGGGAAUUGUGGUGAUAUUUGGCAAAAGAUAGAGAUGAUGUCUGAGCCGAGUCAGGAAGCGUUCAAAAAGCUGAUCGUGGGAUUGUAUAAUUUGCUGAUUCUAAGCAGCAAUCACAUAAUGGGGACAAAAAGAGUAGCUGAAAUAGAAACAAAAGACUUCAGAAAUGCAUGCAGCCUAAGGUUCCCACUCGAACAACCUCAGAUCAUGGCCGACGAACUUUGCUCCUUGUGGCAAGAGAAGAUGAAAAAUCCAGAAUGGAACCCAUUCAAGUUCGUUGAAUACAAAAGAUGGGAGCCUCAGUGGGUGGUGAACAAGGAUGAUGAGUUGUUACGUGGCCUAGAGUAUAAAUGGGGACAUGAAGCCUACAAUGCAGUUAUUACAGCCUUAAAAGUACUUCAAAGAUAUGACCCAAUAAGUGGAUCUUAUGUUGUGCCCCAGCUAUGGAGCUUUAUGAAGAACAAGGCGGCCACCUUAGAGGAAGUUGUUCGCUACAUAAUCGUCCAGUUAAGGGCGUUUAAGCGCAUGUAAGAAGUUAGAGCGCGCGUUUGUACAUUGUUCAAAACAUGAGGAUAAUGU
This is a messenger RNA of Striga asiatica, 1158 nucleotides long. The record is from the annotation of a GenBank genome assembly. NCBI's taxonomy places the organism in Eukaryota, Viridiplantae, Streptophyta, Magnoliopsida, Lamiales, Orobanchaceae.